CCGCGGCUCAGACACACCGGAGAAGGGCGGCGGAGCAGCAGCAGCCGGAGCUGUCAUUCACUUCAUGCGGACUCUUCUUCCUCUUCUUCUGCCCCGGAACGAUCCUCGACUCGACCCGUUAUGCUUCCCCACGCUCGCACCUGAACGAUGCCGCAGUGAGGGCACCGGAGGACCGCCGGGUUUAUUCAAAUAGAACAAGGAAAACAAGUCUCGGCUGUUGAACGGCGUUUUUUUUUUUGUUUUUGUGUGUGCAUCAUUUCUGGAAAAGGAUACGAUCUUUUUUUAAAAAAAAAUUUUUUAUUCGCACCUGGAUUACAACUUUGUGAGGACAACAUGCCUCAGACUCCACCGUUCACCGGCGGCUACAACAAGAACCUGUACCAGACCAAGGAGGAGGGCUACUCCGGCCUCUACUACCAUGACAACAACCUGGCGUCCGGGUCCCUGGAGGCCCUCAUCCAUCACUUGGUCCCAACUGUGGACUAUUAUCCAGAUAGGACGUACAUCUUCACCUUCCUGCUCAGCUCUCGUCUCUUCAUCCGCCCGCACGAGCUCAUGUCCAAGGUGUGUCACCUGUGCGUGGAGCAGCAGCGGCUCGGCGAUCUCCAAGCGGACAAGAUGAGAGUCCGGAAGAUCGCCCCCAAGAUCCUCCAGCUGCUGACGGAGUGGACGGAAACCUUCCCGUACGACUUCAGGGACGAGAGGAUGAUGAGGAGCCUGAAGGAGCUGACCCACCGGCUGGCCAGCGGAGACGAGGUUUACAGGAAGGCGGUGGGCCAGAUGAGCCAGGGUCUGAUCCGGAGGCUGACGGUGCUCAGCCAGUACGAGGAGGCGCUGGUGAAGAUCAACGCCACGGCGGCCGAGCGGCUGGCGGCUCUCAAGGCGAAGCCGCAGGCGUCCAUCCAGAGAGACGUGCUGUCCAUCUGCAACGACCCGUUCACGGUCGCCCAGCAGCUCACGCACAUAGAACUGGAGAGACUGAGUUACAUCGGACCCGAGGAAUUCGUCCAGGCCUUCGUCCAGAAAGACCCUCUGGACAACGAUAAGAGCUGCUUCAGUGACCACAAGAAGGCCAGCAACCUGGAGGCUUACGUGGAGUGGUUCAACAGACUCAGCUAUCUGGUGGCGACAGAGAUCUGCAUGCCCGUGAAGAAGAAGCAGCGAGCUCGAGUCAUGGAGUUCUUCAUCGACGUGGCGCGCGAAUGCUUCAACAUCGGCAACUUCAACUCCCUCAUGGCCAUCAUAUCCGGCAUGAACAUGAGUCCCGUGUCUCGGCUCAAGAAGACGUGGAACAAAGUGAAGACGGCCAAGUUCGACAUCUUGGAGCACCAGAUGGAUCCUUCCAGCAACUUCUACAACUACAGGACGGCUCUGAGAGGAGCGACGCAGCGGUCGCUCACCGCCAACAGCAGCAGAGAGAAGAUUGUCAUCCCUUUCUUCAGCCUGCUCAUCAAAGACAUCUACUUCCUGAACGAGGGCUGUGCCAACCGGCUGCAGAGCGGACACGUCAACUUCGAGAAAUUCUGGGAACUCGCCAAACAAGUGAGCGAGUUCAUGGCCUGGAAGAAAGUGGAGUGUCCGUUUGAGAAGGAUCGCAAGAUCCUUCAGUACCUUCUGACGGCUCCAGUGUUCACUGAAGAUGCGUUGUACCUGGCAUCGUACGAGAGCGAAGGGCCCGAGAACAACAUGGAGAAGGACAGAUGGAAGUCUCUGAGAUCCACUCUGCUGAGUCGAGUCUAACCGAAGACGAACCCCGACCAGCGAGCCGGUCGCCUAAAGCAAAGUAUCCCACGUUGAAGGGAAAUGACAAUCUGACCUCUGACCCCCAGCUUCAGAUUUAUAUUAUUGCUCCUCUCGCCUCUUUGUGCUGUAUAUUUAUAUUUCAGGACAUCUGUUCCUCUCUUUGUAUGACUUUAUAGUCUUUUUAAAAAAUAAAUUAAAAAAAGAGAGAAACACUACAAACCUCCUGAGAGUCGCCGCGGUUGUUUUGAUCCCCAACGCUACUUUUGUUGUUGUUGUUGUUGUUGUUGUUUUCUCCCACUGAAGCUACAAAGUUAGCCGCUGGUUGGCUAACUCAACAGAAACCGCUGGUUUCCGUGAGCCGGAGUCAUUUGUAACAGAAGCUCGGCGUUAUUUGUAGGUUAUUUGUUAUUUUGUUAUUUGUUUCUUCCUGAAAUUGUUUAAUUGUGUAAAAGAAAAUGCACUGGCUGCAUUUCGAAGAUUAAUAAGGAGGUUGUUUUUGUUUGUGUUGUAUAACGUUUCGUGGUUUUCUCACUCGUCGUUUUACUUUGAUACACUAAAGGUCACCAGCGAACUAUUUAACCAACGGGUUUCUUUGUGCGGCCGAACAUCUAAAAACCUGUUUGUUGUUUUUUUUUAAGACGCCUUUGAGCGUAAAGUCGUGACGGUGCGUUUACUGUCGCGCCCGAUAGUCGGUGUUUUAAAAUGAGCCCCACUGCUGCUGAGAACAUUGAACACACCAUUCACACUUUGCCCUUUUUGGUCCUAGUAGAAAAGUGUGCUUGUGCUGCCCCCUGUUGGUUCAGUCGGAUGAGUGCGGUCGAAUAAAGUGAACUUAGGAUUUCUACAUAUAAAUAUAAUUUUUAUUUUUCAUGUUAAAAAAAAAAAGUACAGUUUCCUCUUUGUUUUUAUUAUUUAUAAAUCUUGUGUGUGUAGUCGCAUUAUGUCCUCAUGCCAAUAUUUACUAUUUUAUUGUUAUUUAAUUUUGUAGGUACAUGUUUUAAGUAGUCCUCAGAUAUUGGCUUAACCAUUAUUUUUAUAUACGAAGUUUGUACGAGACGCUUAUUUUUUGAGGUACGAGCUCAGAGUAUGAAGUUAUAUGACGGACGUCUGCUUUGCCUCGACACAGUGCUGUCGUGCUUUAUUGUGUACAUAAUGUGUUUGUUUGUUUUUAUUUCCUUCCUGUGUUUGCUCAUUUUGUAUUUUUUGACCGUUGAAAUGGAAAAGAGGAACGUUUAUAAAUGAAUUGGUCGUGUUUAAAAGAGUUAAUAAAAGAUGUUUGAAAGUA
Messenger RNA from Cyclopterus lumpus (lumpfish), 3028 nucleotides. It is a transcript of the gene rasgef1ba, whose product is annotated as RasGEF domain family, member 1Ba. Lineage: Eukaryota; Metazoa; Chordata; Actinopteri; Perciformes; Cyclopteridae. The transcript is spliced from 14 exons. Gene Ontology annotation, biological process: Ras protein signal transduction; positive regulation of GTPase activity. Gene Ontology annotation, cellular component: plasma membrane. Gene Ontology annotation, molecular function: guanyl-nucleotide exchange factor activity. The coding region runs from base 334 to 1740 and encodes 468 amino acids. The record is from RefSeq and is a predicted model, not a curated record.